UCAAGAUAGUAUGGCCUUCGCACUAGUCACCAGGUCUCAACCCAAAUGAACACACACACACACACACUCUAUGGGAUUUUUUGUACAGAUGUGUUACACAGCGCUCUUCACCAUCGUCAUUAAACUUGAGAGAAUACGAGAUGUGCUCUUCAGCGCAGCACAAUCAGUGUUAAAAGCGCAUGGAAACAGUUCUGGUGGCUCUUUUGUCGUCAAAAGUCUCACUAACAUCCCUUUUCAGGCCCCUUUGUCAGCCUUUUGUACAUUGCCCAUAUUAAUAUGCCGAACUUCACUCACACAAAACCGAAUAUCGAACCUGGAGGGGGGGAAGGCACACACACACACACACACAUAUAUAGAGAGAGAGAGAGAGGUGAAAUUGAUACACAAACCCAGCGUUGAUUUAUUAACCCAGGGAUCUGGAUAAGUGUGGAUUAUUUAAUACAAAAAGCUUUAACUGAGCAGCGCCUGUACGCGGAUCUUUACCGUAAUGCUUGUACACUGAUUAAAAUAAAAUGGCAAUCAGUGAACGAUUUCCAAAGCUCGAUAUCGCUUAGGCUCACAUUUCCAGCUCUCACUCAAAUUUACACUCCCAUUUCGUCCUGUAACGCGUGAGGGAGCCGCCCAGCUCGGGAGCAUUUUGCUAGGAAAGUUAGCAUUUCCAGCAGAAACGCGCCCACAGUACUUUGGUUUUUGAUGAAUGUCACAGAGCAGUUCAGAUAGCCAGCAAGCUAACAGCUACUAGCUAGCAAACCAGCUGCGGACAGGGAUUUUCCCACCACGCGUACAGUUACAGCCAUGUCCUCAUUAAGCUCCAAGUCCUCUGAUGAGCUCUGCAAACUGUUGGAUGAAUAUGGGAUUAACCAUGGUCCCAUUGUGGACUCUACCAGGAAGCUUUAUGAGAAGAAGCUGGCAGAGGCCAUGGCCAAAAACCCAAAGCCGUCUUCUGACAAGACAUUCUACAGAGAAGAACAGGAAGAAAUCACGUAUGUUACAUAUCAUCCACCAUUGCAGGUGCAACAUGAAAACUUUGGAGAUGUAACAAGAAGAAUGAGGACCACAGAGAACGCUGAUGACAUGGAUCUUGCAAAUGAAAAUGUCACUCUUCAAGGAAAAAACCACACCUGCAAUAAGCGUACAAUCAGCUACACUGACACAGCCUACCAGAGUACACCCAGAGCUAGAUCAACAGCCUACAUGAGCAAGUCAAGCCUGCAGGAUGCUAGUCCAGGAACAGUCAAAUCUGAGGGGAGCAAAUCCGGUGGUGUGCCAGGGUGGCUUCGUGUGUUGGUUUUCAUCAUCAUUGCAGUGUUUCUUUACUAUGUGUACUCAAACAUGGAAUCUGCAGAUGAAAACCCUUUUAAAAAGAUUGAUGUAUAACUAGUUAAUCAUUUGUUCCAUACAUAUGAAGAUAUGCCAAAAAUUCUGUUUUUUCCCCUUGAGGUGAUCUAUUCCAGUGUUCAUUACAUUAUAAGCACAAAUAAUUUUUUCUAUUAUGAAUUUUAUAUAUUUGCAGAUUUUAUAUUAGGUGUACUAGGCUCAUGAACAUACAGUGUCCUCCACUAAUAUUGGUAAAUAUGAGCAAAGAAGGCUGUGAAAAUUUGUCUUUAUUGUUUAACCUUUUGAUCUUUUGUAAAAAAAAAAAAAAAAAAUCACAGAAGUACUCGCUCUCAUGGAUAUCAAACAAUUGCAACCCUAGUUUCCAUGCUGGUGAACUCUCCUCUUCAGUUCAAUUCAUUUACAUUUAUUCACUUAGCAGACGCUUUUAUCCAAAGCGACUUACAAAUGAGAAAGAUACAAGCAAAGCGAUAUAUCAAGCAGAGAACAAUACAAGAAGUGCUACCAUACAAGAUCUAUUAAUUGAAUUCCAGAAGAAGCAAAGUGCAGAGUAGAGGUGUAAGUGCUUUUUUAAAAUUUUUUAUUAUGAGUUGGUUAGGUGUUCAUGGAAGAGGUGGGUCUUUAGCUGUUUUUUGAAAAUGGUGAGAGAUUCUGUGGUCCGGAUUGAGAUUGGAAGUGCAUUCCACCACUGAGGAACAGUUAGUGUGAAGGUUCUGGAAAGGGACCUUGCGCCACGCUGAGUUGGAACUGCUAAACGUCGGUCGCUAAUCGAUCGCAGAUUGCGAGAGGGAACGUAGGCCUUCAGGAGAGACUUGAGGUAGGAGGGUGCUGUUCCUGACAAGGUCUUGUAGGUGAGCAUCAAGGCCUUGAACUUGAUGCGGGCAGCUACAGGAAGCCAGUGGAGGGAGAUGAAGAGGGGUGUGACAUGGGUUCUCUUGGAUUCUCUUGAAUUCUCUUUUGAUUCUCUUGAAUUCACAGGUUUUCUAUGGGUUUCAGGUCAGGGGACUGGGAUGGCCAUGGCAGGACCUUGAUUUUGUGGUCAGUAAACCAUUUCUGUGUUGAUUUUGAUGUAUGUUUUGGAUCAUUGUUCUUAUGGAAGAUCCAACCAUUGCCCAUUUUAAGCUUUCUGGCAGAGGCAGUCAGGUUUUCAUUUAAUGUCUGUGGAUAUUUGAUAGAGUCCAUGAUGCCAUGUAUCCUAACAAAAUGUACAGGUCCUCUGGCAGAAAAACAGGCAAAAAACAUUAAAGAGCUAUCACCAUUUUUAAUCGUGGACAUGAAGUACGUAUCCAUAUGGCUACCGCUCUGUGGGUACCAAAACCACCUCUGGUGUUUACUGCCAAAAAGCUUUAUUUUGGUUUCAUCUGACCAUCAAAAAAGAUCCCAUUUGAAGUUCCAGUAGUGUCUGCAAACUGAAGACUCUUGAGAUUGUUUUUGGAUGAGAGUAGAGGCUUUUUCUUGAAACCCUUCCAAACAAUUUGUGGUGAUGUAGGUGACUUUGGAUUGUAGUUUUGGAGACUUUCUGACCCCAAGACGCAACUAGCUGUGAUCCUUGGAGAUUUCUUGGCCACUCGAACAAUUCUCUUCACUGUCUUGAGACAAUAUAGACACAUGUCCUCUUCCAGGUUGAUUUAUGACAUUUCCAGUUCACUGGAAAUGCUUAAUUAUUGCCCUGAUGAAGGAAAUAGGCGUUUUCAAUGCUUUUGCUAUUUUCUAAUAACCACUUCACAUUUUGUGACUUUCAACAACCUUUUGCCACACAUCACAGCUGUAUUCCUUGGUCUUACCCAUUGUUAUGAAUGUCUAAGGGAAUUUGGCCUAUGUUUUACCUCAUAUUUAUACCCCUGUGAAACAAGAAGUCAUGGUUGAACAAUUUCUUGUUCCUAAUCACCCAGGUGGACUAAAAAACAUACUUCAAAUAUGUUUUUCUCAUAUGAAUUCAUAGGGGUGCCAAUAAUUGUUGCACACCUAUAUUUAACAAAGAUAUUUUAGGAUAAACCUGUUUUGCAUUUGCAAAUGUUUGAUAUCCAUGAGAGCACAGUAUUUUUGUGAAUGUUUUUUUAUCAAAAGAUUAAACAAUAGACAAAUUUUCACACCCUUCUUUGCUCAUAUUUACCAAGGGUGCCAAUAUUAGUGGAGGGCAGUGUAGUUUUACAUUAACAUGGCUGAUGCGUGUUGUGCAUUUGUUUUGUUUUUUUGCUUUUUAAUUAGUAUGUAUCCAAAUUAUAUGGUUGUUGUUCACCAGCCUAUUAAUAGCCAAAAUUUUAUAUAAAAAGAGCAUUGUUGAAUUUAAGAAAAUAAGUAACAGGUUAUUAUAAAAUAAAGUUGUGUCCAAAAUAUG
Molecule: messenger RNA, 3673 nt
Organism: Ictalurus furcatus (blue catfish)
Lineage: Eukaryota; Metazoa; Chordata; Actinopteri; Siluriformes; Ictaluridae
Gene: emd
Product: emerin
Exons: 9
Coding region: 796-1377 (193 amino acids)
Source: RefSeq, a predicted model, not a curated record